Molecule: messenger RNA, 1721 nt
Organism: Schistosoma margrebowiei
Lineage: Eukaryota; Metazoa; Platyhelminthes; Trematoda; Strigeidida; Schistosomatidae
Source: the annotation of a GenBank genome assembly
CAUCACACACACAUUUUGGACUUGAAGUUUAUAGGUCACCAAUUACCAUUGGCGGUCUUUCCGAAAAAUCUGCAAAUUGUAGAAAAUGGGUCGUCGUUCGGUGAAUACUACAAAAAGUGGGAAGUUUAUGAACCCAACAGACCAAGCGAGAAAAGAAGCGAGAAAACGGGAAUUGAAGAAAAACAAAAAACAACGCAUGGCUGUGCGUCAUGCAGUGCUUAAAUCCAAAGACCCUCUACAAUUAUUAGAAGAAACGACUCUCUAUGAUAAACAAGAGUACGAUCCCAGUGUUCAAGCUCAACUCAGUGAAAGGGUCAUUCAGGAAAAACGCCGAAAGCUGUUGGAAACGUUCGACCGUCUUGUUAUGUUAUACAGGAAAGAAGAUGCAGAAUAUGCCAACCGGCUUCAAGCAGCUCGUCAAGACUACGACAAAAGACGGCAUGAGAUGAUGCUUUAUUACGAACAAGUAAAGUUAGCUGAAAGAGUAAAAGCUAGUGAAAUUCCGCUCCCAAAACUGCCGCAAUCACAGAUGGGUCUUAUAACGUCCGACAUACCAUUGCCUCCUGGAGGUUACGCUAAAGGUAUUCUGAAGAAGUCAUUAGGAGCUCCAGGGCUUCCACCUAGUAUACUUCCUGCAGGUCGUAAGCCGCCUGGACCACCUCCAGGAACACCUCCUGAAUUGUCAGAUAGCGAAGAAGAAGAUAAUUUUGCUGAUAAUACGACAAAGCAACGCAAAAUCCGGUUUGUUGAUGCAGACCCUAUGCCGGAGCAAGAAGAACUAAUUGGUGAUUCAUCUCUUCAUCUCGGCGAGAAAUUCACCGGUGGAUUUACUAGUAUUACUCCUCCACUCUCUCAAAUCCCUUUACCACCACCCAUGGCUUUACCAUCCUUUACUGGUCUUAUUCGUCCAGGAUUUCCGGGAGCACCUCAGCCCACUCUAAGUCGUUUCUCUUACCAACGCCCCACUGGGGCUAUACUAUCAGCUCCACCCAGUUUGCACCUUCGUGAUCCACUUGAUAAUGCUGAACUUGUAAGUGGUCCAGCUGUAGCGAGCAUUCCAACAAAUCAACCAAAUCCAAGUGGAACUACUAUAGAAGCAAAGCCCCAACUGAAAAAUUUAAUAGGUGACGCAACACGUUUUGUCCCUACAGCGCUUAAAGUACGUAGAAUUGUUCGUGAUACUAGUGGUCGUCUAGUCACUACAGGUGGAGGGACAGCUGCAUAUGGAACAGGAAAACAAUCGAAUGCUGUUUAUGAUCGUGUUGCCAAAUCUGAUACUACAGGAAUUAAUUCUGGAUCAGCGACUAGCAAAGAUGAUGCAUAUGAAGAGUUUAUGCGUGAAAUGGAAGGCCUUAUAUGAGAACAGUUUUCAGACUCCAUGUAUAGUUUUAUCUUAUUUUGAAAUUAUCUUUCAUAUACUGUAUAUUUCAAUGCGUCUUUUUACUCAUAUCUAUCUGAAGCAAACAUUUUUCAUUGAAUUAAUCGUAAAUCAAUUGUUCACAUGUUUCAAAUUAUGAACACAUGUUUCCAUCGAAAAUUCUCGAUAGAUACCAUUUAUUAUCGUAGAAUUAUACUCUGCUCAGUGAGACUUAUCAAAACUAUCAUCCUAAUUGCGUACUAGGUUGUUUCUAAAUAUAUAUACCACAAUAUUAAAUCAGUUUAUUUGAAGUACAUUUUUUGUUCAUCUUAUACGCAAAUAUUCAAAUAUAUGUCUGUAUAUG